Messenger RNA from Nerophis ophidion (straightnose pipefish), 2137 nucleotides. Its product is annotated as rab11 family-interacting protein 2. Gene Ontology annotation, molecular function: small GTPase binding. The transcript has 8 exons. Gene Ontology annotation, biological process: regulated exocytosis. The record is from RefSeq and is a predicted model, not a curated record. Gene Ontology annotation, cellular component: phagocytic cup; endosome. Lineage: Eukaryota; Metazoa; Chordata; Actinopteri; Syngnathiformes; Syngnathidae. Bases 367 to 2076 code for a protein of 569 amino acids.
GAAGUGACGUUUGACAAGGAAGUAGCUGUCGUAUCCGGUCGACGGCAAGUGAUUAGCAAUGGAGAGAAAGAACUCGAACUACAACUUAUCCUAACAAGUACCUGGUGUAGAAAAAAAAAGCACCGCGUUUUUUUUUACCAAUGAAGUCGACCCGUGUUGGACUGAAAUGUCACCUCAAAUGACUCUCAGAUGACUUUCUAGUGGCUUGGACACCUGUGAAUUGAACUGUGUAUGUUUUUUUUUUUACUGUAGGUGGUAUACAUUAUUAACAUGAAUAACAAGUUACUGUUAAGUAUGUUUUUUUACAUUACACUACACAUUAUUUACAUUACAUGUUCAGAUCUGUAACACUAUAAACAAUUGACAAUGUCACUGGGUGAACAAUCACAGAAGUGGUUUCCAACUCAUGUCCAAGCCACUGUUCUUCAAGCCGCGGGUUUACAGCCCAAAGGCAAAAAUGGCACCAAUGAUGCGUUCACUAUCAUCCAGCUGGGGAAGGAAAAGUACUCUACAUCAGUGGCGGAGAAGACACUCAACCCUGUCUGGAGAGAAGAAGCUUCGUUUGAAUUACCAGGGUUACUUUUGCAGGGCAACCCGGAAGUGUAUGAACUGUGCUUCAUUGUUAUGCAUCGGUCAUUGGUCGGGCUGGACAAGUUCCUCGGGCAGAGGACCAUCAAUCUCAAUGAAGCAUUUGACGACAAGGAAAAACAGAAAACUGACUGGUAUAUCCUGAACUCCAAGCCAUCAAAGAAAAAAAAAGAGCGAGGACGUAUCCAAGUCAACAUCAAGUUUAUGCGGAACAACAUGACAGCCAGUAUGUUUGACUUAUCCAUGAAGGAAAAGCCCCGCUCACCUUUCUCUAAACUUAAGGGGAAAAUGAAGGGUCGGAAACAUGACAGUGGUUUAGGUGACACUUCGUCAGCCAUCCUGCCUCACUCUGCUGCUUACAACUCCGAACUCAAUCAUCAGCCCACUGCCUCUAUACCAAAAGCCAAAACUGAUACCAAGCCUAAGAAAUCGCUGCUCUCUGGGGCCCAUAAACUCUCUGCUGCCCAUUCCAUGUCAGAUCUCAUUGGUACCCCCUUUCGCCCCAAACUGGACUCCAUGAACUCCAUAGAGGAAAGGGCUGGCCCUCACAGGCGUUCCCAGAGCGAGGUACCAGGCCUCGAAGACAACGAGGCACACGGUGACCCUUUUACUGAUAUCAGUGACACCCUGCCACAGAAGUAUGCCACGCUCCCACGCAACCGCAACCCUUUUGAGGGGGAGCAAGGGCAGCUGUGGGACCGGGCUGAGCGGAAAGAGAAAAAGGAGAAGGUCAGCCUACUAGAACGCAUGACUGGAAAGAAGGACGGCCGCAAGACUAGCAAUGGGGGUCGCUCUGGCAGUUCUGGAGACCCCAACCCUUUUAGUGGCAAUUCACAAGUGCACACUAACCCUUUCAGCUCUACAUACAAAACAAGUGACAAAAAGUCAGUUGGAAAUGAAGUCAUAACCCCAGGCCAAAGGAGCAGCAACAUCGACGGCAUGAAACAUGCAACAACACAAGCAAAUAUGGCACCCUAUAGAAACAUGUCUUUUGAAGAAGUGGUGCAGGAACUUAUCAAGCAUAAAGAAGUGGUAAAAAAGAAAGAUGCCCAUAUCAGGGAGCUGGAAGAUUACAUAGAUGACCUGCUGGUACGUGUCAUGGAGGAGACGCCAAGCAUACUGCGAACACCCUAUGAACCCAAGAAAAAGGCUGGUAAAAUGGCACAGAGGAGCCCUGCUGGAAUGCUGCUAAGCUGCAGAUGUACCAGCCAAAUUACUCCAGAGGGGGAAUUACCAGGCCAUAAAUCCAGACGUCACAAAGACGACUGUAGCCUAUUUCACGGACUAGGACUAGAACUUGGACUAGGGCUUGGACUAGGGCUUGGACUUGGAUUAGGACUUGGACUUGGACUGAAAACAGCUACAGGUGCAUGCCGUGGUGAAGCUAGCUGUGGUGCAGGUGGAGGUGGCCUAGCUGGGGGUUGCGGUUCGGCGGGCCGAAAGACCGGUGGUGGUGGCCUCGCCGGAGGUUGCGGCUUGGCUGGGUGAAAGACCGACGGUGGUGGCCUCGCCGGAGGUUGCGGCUGGGCUGGGCGCAAACAGCGUUUAA